AUGACCAUUCCAGCGUCGCUUCAGGAUGGCAGCUCGGCUCAGCCGGCGCCAUUGCCGGCCGUCUCUAAUCUAGCUACCAGUCUCCAGGCCAACAUCGAGCGGUCCAGAGACAGUCGAGCGCCUGCUAACGGAGGAGAUGCUACCGAUGGGGUUCGCAACCGGAGAGAUACUACCGAUGGGGUUCGCAACCGGAGAGAUACUACCUUCUACAAAUCGGCUAGCAUUUUCAUAAAUGAGCCUGUGGGAAGCAUGAGUCUCAGUCCAGCCAACCGAGACGUCGUUCUGGCCGCAAGGAAAGGCUUAUACAUUGUCGAUCUCGAGUCACCCUUCGCUCCGCCCCGCUUCCUGGCUCAACUAUCUACCUGGGAGGCAGCCGAUGUCCAGUGGUCUCCUCACCCUUCCCGCGCUCACUGGGUCGCGAGUACCAGUAACGAUCGCCUCUUGAUCUGGAAUCUCGAUAGACCCGAAGGAGCUCCGCGAGGACCUCUUCCCCUGGCAAACCGCGACUCGGGCGUACAUAGCGCCUCAGCUUCGACAAAGAUCGCCGGCGGGACUUACACUACUGCUUCUACCUCUCCAACAGAGGGCACCUCGCCAAAAUCUCAGUCUGUCAACCCGCUUCAUCAGAGCCUCUCAGCUCCUGCCUCCACUUCUUCUCCUCGAUCAUCAGCAAUCGAGUACGUACUGUCUGCUCAUACAAGAGCUAUCACAGAUAUCAAUUUCUCUGCCCAUCACCCCGAUGUCCUCGCCUCCUGCGGAAUCGACGCCUGGAGCUGGGUGUGGGAUCUCAGGACGCCGUCGAAGCCCGUAGCGGGCUACUCUGCUUGGAAUGCGCCGGCGACGCAGAUCAAGUGGAACCGUUCUAGCCCGCAUAGACUUGCCACAGCAGUAGACAAUAAGGUGCUGAUAUGGGACGAGCGCAAGGGAGCGCUGCCCCUGGCUACCAUUGAAGCUCACGUCAAUCAGAUCUAUGGUCUGGAUUGGAGUCGUGCUACAUCAAGUAGAGGACUCGACUGCCUCGUCACCUGCUCCCUCGAUGGAGCUGUCAAAUUCUGGGAUCUCGGCACCCCUGCUUCCCAAGCUGCCAUUGCUACACGCUCUCUCGUCACCCAGCCAGAGCAAGUCAUUCAGACGUCGACGCCAAUUUGGAGAGCUCGUCACCUACCUUUCGGUAAAGGAGUGAUGACUUUGCCUCAGCGUGGUGAUACGACUCUGAGCAUGUGGUCCAAAGAACAUCCUGAGAACGGACCUGCGGAGCAGUUUGUCGGGCACAAGGACAUCGUCAAGGAGUAUCUCUUCCGAUCCCGCGGAGGCGCCGAUCCAGACAAUGACGACCGAAGGUUCCAAUUGAUCACAUGGAGCAAAGAUCAGACUCUGAGGCUCUGGCCGGUGUCUGAAGACGCUAUGAAAAAGGUUGGACAUCGACCUGGAGCAAAGAUCAAGGUGCUGCAAACCCGGAAGAACGCAAAAGACAUCUCCUAUCGGGAUCCGCCGUACUUGAUUGCGCAACGGCAACAGGGUAGGAGCCCUGCUGGCGGCAACGAGACGCGGCUUCCGAAUAUACACCACCAGCAACCUUCUGCUGGAACCUCUGCUGCCACUUCACCAGGUGGGGCCGCCGCACGUGUAGGGUCUACAGACCAGGGAGAUUUCACGUCAUCUCCUGUCCCUCUUCCGAGCAAGGGCCUUCUGAGCAGCUCAUUGACAGAUCGGACAGGAGGAGCGGGCCCUUUCUCACAUUCUGCGGCCAGUCCAUCCUCCCAUCUGCUGUUGUCCAGAUCAUUUCCAAAGAGUGUCAGCAGGAGUCAGCCAGGGGCCAGUAUCGGUGAGAAGGGCCAGUCGUAUGGCUCCGUCUUGACGGUUGGUGGAGCCGCUUCGACGAGAUCGCACGAGACUCGCCGCUCAGGCGGGGUAGCAAGUACCGGGACCUCGUCCUUCGUCGCCCCGGCAAAUGCUUUAGCGGGCGGUCGGUACGCUUCCCUUCUCACUGCAAGAGCCGACCCGGGAGCGAGUGCUGGGGCGCAGAGCGGAGGCGAAAGUGCUGCGGUUCGUCGGUCGAAGCGAAGAAGCAAGCGCUUAGCACAGGGAGCCGCUUCAACGUACAUGACUCGAGGGACUGGUGCCGCUCUAGGUGCAGACCUCCUGAGGAUGAAGGUAGGCACGCUUUACAGCUCGCAGAGUCGACGUAGCCGGAACGAAGCGGUAUCGUGGAUCUCAGGCGUCAAGGUGGACAAGUACGACCACAGAUCUCGAAGAUCGAAGAGUGAAGAGAUGAAACAUAGUUCAAGUGCUGGAGACUUGGUAUUGAAGAGACCGAGUGUCAUGUCAAGAGGGGUCUCGGAUGGCCUUGUAAGAAGCCCGAUGGUCAGACACGAUAGUGACGUGGACAAGAGCGGCGAAAUUGAUCUGCAAGAGGAAAUCAUUGAUGUCAGCAAAGAGAUUCCGCAGGUGUCAUACGAGAAGGUUGACAUCGCAAAGCGAGCCUGCAUACUGUGCCUGUACGGCCCAUGGGCCAAGGGCGGUCCGGUCUAUAUGCGACUUUCCCUCCGCUUCCCAGCCUCCUAUCCUUCCGAAGCGCCCAAGUUUGAUCUCGAUCACAAUGCCUUUGUCUCUCUUAAGACUAGGGCCUUUCUCCUCAGAGCACUGCGAGCUAUCAUUGCCGAGUGUGUUGCGCAACUCGAAGGCUGCAUGAAGCCCUGUGCUCGUUUCCUGGCCGGCAGUCGCACCAUAGAAGUGGGCGACGAUGUUGUCCUCGCACCACAGAGUGCUCCCUUUGGCGAAGACUCGGACGAGGAAGAAGCUGCAACAGAGAAGGGAGGAGGCAAGAUCCGAGGGCAGAUGAUUCGUCUUCUGCCUGGAGCAAGAUGCGGAGCUAGCUUCAGUCCGAGUGGAGACUUGGUGAUCUUCAACGUUGUCAAGACGCCGAGCCACUCUCGUGCCCAGUCUCGGCUACGUAACGUCAUUGCCUCUAUGCCUGAGCCUCCAACCAUGGCUGGCGGUGGUGGUGGGGCAGGAUCGAAUGCAGGUACCUUUCAGCCAGACUCCACGGCCGCCUCAGUCAGUGCGACGGGCGCAGGAGCUCGUCCAGCCGGUGGGCGGUUUCUCACCUCGUACGCCUCGAUCACCUCCGCCAUGGACUCCUUGACGAAGAUGGCCACCGAGGGAGGCGUUGAAGAUGACUCUGGCAGGGGCCGCGCUUCGCACCUCGAGAAGUCUGCAGUGGACAAGGGAAUGCCCGGUCCUGAGCUGAUGCACUUGAUGGAUGCUCGCUUCCUCGCUCGUAGGCUGCAGGCUCGAUCUGACUCAAAGAAGAAUGGCGAGCAGAAUGGAGCUGGUAGCAAUGCCGACAGUGACGCUCCUCUUCCGCACGAGGCCACACCCAGCAGUCCGCAACGAGGUCGCGGCAGGCAGGGACCCGCUACCGCUCCUCUCGCCCCCCUAUCCUCUCUAGACCACUCCGAAGUACACUCGCAAGUCUCCUCUCGCAACCCGUCGCGGGACAUGAGUCCCUUGACCAAGCGCACUCCUCGCUCCCGAUCUGUUGCGAUCGGAAGGGAUAGACACAAUGCCUCUCCUUUGGUCGCUUCUGGUCGCUUGGUACAUGCCCACUCGGAAGUUAAGAUUUAUAGAGUAGACGUUAGCGCGCUUACGCUGCGGAUCUCUAGGCGCGAAGAGGAGCAGGAGGAGCAGGAGGCGAUGGAGCGCGAGCAAAGGGCAAUGAGAAGUGAUGAGGUCAAAGUUGUGGACAUGGCCAAUUCUAGCAGGAGUAGGAGCCAAGAACACAAGAGGGGCAAAGGCCAGAGGUCUGGAGAGGAGGGCAACGAGGACGAAGGAGGUGAUCCCGGUGGAGGGCGAUCCAGGACUGAAGCGCUUGCCCGCCCGGCAAUGGGGAGGAAACGAUCUGCCAGCUCGCCAAGCACGCCGGUGCGCGCUCUGCAGUGA
Molecule: messenger RNA, 3942 nt
Organism: Microstroma glucosiphilum
Lineage: Eukaryota; Fungi; Basidiomycota; Exobasidiomycetes; Microstromatales; Microstromataceae
Exons: 3
Coding region: 1-3942 (1313 amino acids)
Molecular function (GO): protein binding
Source: RefSeq, a predicted model, not a curated record